Molecule: messenger RNA, 2577 nt
Organism: Python bivittatus (Burmese python)
Lineage: Eukaryota; Metazoa; Chordata; Lepidosauria; Squamata; Pythonidae
Source: RefSeq, a predicted model, not a curated record
UUUCCAAGUGAGUAUUCCUUACUAAAGACUCCGACCGUGUGAAGUUUUGCAAACUAAGUAUAGGAUUAUCUAUUGCAGAAAGUGAAAUUCUUAAGGAGCCUUUACCAAAAGUCUUAAGGAGGCUGUACUUGCUGAGGAAAGGACCCUAAUUCUGACUCUGACAAUCUCAGGAAAAAGAACAAACGAAUGAACAAGUGCCCGUGACCCCUCAGAUUCCCCUGGAAAAUGGUGUUCCAGAAGUCGCCCGACGGCGGGUGGGGCUGGGUGAUAGUCCUCGGCUCCUUUUUCACCCAGUUCUUGUGCUACGGGUCGCCCUUAGCCGUCGGGGUGCUGUACGUGGAAUGGCUGGAUCUGUUUGGAGAAGGAAAAGGGAAGACGGCGUGGGUCGGAUCCCUGGCGAGUGGAGUUGGACUGCUUGCAAGUCCCGUCUGCAGCACCUGCGUCUCUGCUUUCGGGGCACGGCCGGUCACCAUCUUCAGCAGCUUUAUGGUUGCAGGAGGCCUCAUGAUGAGCAGCUUUGCGCCCAGCAUCUACUUCCUGUUUUGCUCCUAUGGAAUUAUUGUUGGACUCGGAUGUGGCUUACUGUACACAGCCACGGUCACGAUCACGUGCCAGUAUUUUGACAAACGCAGAGGCCUCGCACUUGGUCUGAUUUCCACAGGGUCGAGCGUGGGCCUUUUCAUAUACGCUGCGUUACAGAAAGAGCUGAUUGAACUGUACGGGCUGGAUGGCUGCCUGCUGAUCAUUGGCGCACUCUCCCUAAACAUACUAGCCUGUGGCAGCCUGAUGAGGCCUUUGCCGGUGGCCCAGGCGCCCGCUCUCGAGAAGGUUCCAGAUCAAUACCUCAUUUAUAAUGAGAAAGAAAAGCCCGCUUACGAGGAACACAUCACCAUACUCGAAAGGGCCCGGGGAGAAGGCAGCGAGGGGCCGGGCAGCGACCGCAAAGCGGGCGGCCUCGCGGUCCACGGCCGACUGCCCUCAGCUUCGCCCAGAGAGGCCGACAGCUACCGAAAGAAGGUCGCAGAACAAACGUAUCUCUGCAAACAGCUUGCCAAGAAGAAAUGGGACCGGUAUUUAAAUUACUGGGAGGAGACAUUGGGCCUUUUUAAAAACAAAGUCUUUUCCGCCCUUUUUAUCGCCAUCUUCCUCUUUGACAUUGGCGGCUUCCCUCCUUCGUUACUCAUGGAGGACGUUGCGAGGAGCUCCAAUAUCGCUGAGGAAGACUGUGUCGUCCCUCUGAUUUCAAUCAUCGGCAUUAUGACGGCCAUCGGGAAGCUGGCCCUGGGCGUCCUGGCAGACGUGGACUGCAUUAACGCUCUGUACCUCUACAUCCUGACGCUAAUCCUGACGGCCGUGGCGCUGGUGUUAAUUCCCUUCGCACAGAGCUACGGAACCCUGGCGAUCCUUUCCGGGGUUUUAGGUUUCCUGGCGGGAAACUGGUCGAUUUUUCCCUAUGUCACAACCAAGACGGUGGGGAUCGAGAAAUUGACCCACGCCUAUGGCAUAUUGAUGUUUUUCGCUGGACUUGGAAAUAGUCUUGGACCACCAAUUGUAGGUUGGUUUUACGACUGGACCACGUCUUACGAACUAGCUUUUUACUUCAGUGGGCUGUGCGUGCUCUUCGGAGGCCUCCUUCUCUCGCUGGCCACGCUGCCGUGCUGGCACGGAACAAGCGCUGGCUGCCAACCCAGACCCCACCUCCAAACCUUUACUCCUGCCAAGCUGCCUCCAGAGCGUAAAUGACAGUAUGGAGUAGUUGCUGCUGUUUUCAUACUGGUUCUUUUAGCAAUUUUUCCGUAUAUUUAUAAAGUUUUUUAAAAAAAACUUUUAUACUUCUUUGAAAUGCUUGUACCUUUGACCCAAAGUACCAGGUUCUGGCCCUAGCAGUGAAGUCCCAUCAACCCAGCGGGGCCUUCUGCUUUGCCGUUGCCGAUAAUUAGAAAAGUGCUGCUCGUGCCUAAGGACUACACUGCCGGAUUGCAGCCGACCACAGACUUUUAAGACCCUGCUGCUUAAGUGAAACUUCCUGUCAAAGAGCUUCCCAGGUCACUUCACUGUUCAGGGGACUGGGGCGUGCAGUGGAAAGCUGUGGCAAGUGUGCAAAGCGGUUGGAUCUGGAGCCAGUGCAUUCAGUCUCCUGUGACUUCCUUCUCUCACUCAGACUGUAUUCUGUUACAGUUUGCUAAGCAUUUUCUGGUGCAGCGAAUGUAUUUUAUACACAUUUUCACAUAACCCUUGUGCUUAAUUUUGGCCAAGUUGGUACUUGCUUCUCUCUUCAGGUGGCGAGAGGCUUUCAAGACGAGCGGCUCCAUCAGCCGGAACGUCGUGACUCGGAUUGAAGGCCCUCCUCUGUCUGAGGAAUCUGGUGGGUUGCCAAAAGGCAGAUUUGGAUCUCAUGAUCUACGAAGUAAACAGCAUGGCAAGAAUUUAGCAUUUAAUGUCAAUGAAGAUGUUGGAUUGCAAAAAUGUUACUGCAUCUUCCAUCAGGAGCUGUUAAACAUUAUUCAACUGAAAUCUAUAAAACCAAGGAAUAAAUACAAUUUAUUAAAGAAACCACCAACCAUAGGACCGAAAUAC